AUGAAAUAUGACCUAUCAGAAAGCCCUGUGAUAGGUUCCAUAGACCCCUGCGCUUCUGUCACCUGUAAUGCUAAUUCCCACUGCAACAACGGAGUAUGUGAAUGUAAUCCUGGUUACGAAGCCUCUGGUUCGGGUUCCUGCUCCGUCAUAGACCCCUGCGCCUCUGUCACCUGUUAUGUUAACUCACACUGCAACAACGGAGUAUGUGAAUGUGAUCCUGGUUACGAAGCCUCUGGUCUUAAUUUCUGUUCCGUAAUCCAAACUACAGCAGAGACAUCAACAGCAGGCGAGACAUCUACGUCUGAAACUACCAAAACCACAACAGCAGACGAGACAUCGACAUCUGGAAUUACCCAAACCACAACAGCAGACGAGACAUCCACAUAUGGAAUUACCCAAACUACAACAGCAGACGAGACAUCCACAUCUGGAAUUACCCAAACUACAACAGCAGACGAGACAUCUAUAUCUGAAACUACACAAACCACAACAGGAGGCGAUACAUCUACGUCUGAAACUACCCAAAAAACAACAGCAGACGAGACUUCUACAACUGGAACUACCCAAAUCACAACAGCAGGUGAGACAUAUACAUCUGAAACUACCCAAACAACAAAAGCAGACGAGACAUCUACAUCCACGUCUGAGUCUGAAGUUACCCAAACCACAACAUCAGGCGAGACAUCUACGUCAAUAAUUACCCCAUUCACAACAGCAAGCGAUACAUCUACGUCUGGAAUUACCCAAACAACAACAGCAGGCGAGACAUCUACGUCUGAACUUACCCAAACCACAACAGCAGACGAGACUUCUACAUCCACGUCUGAGUCUGAAGUUUCCCAAACCACAACAUCAGGCGGGACAUCUACGUCAAUAAUUACACCAUUCACAACAGCAAGCGGUACAUCUACGUCUGGAAUUACCCAAACACCAACAGCAGGCGAGAAAUCUACGUCUGAAGUUACCCACUCCACAACAUCAGGCGGGACAUCUACGUCAAUAAUUCCCCCAUUCACAACAGCAUGCGAUACAUCUACCUCUGGAAUUACCAAAACAACAACAGCUGUCGAGACAUCUACGUCUGGAAUUCCCCAAACAACAACAGCGGGCGAGGGAUCUACGUCUGGAAUUACCCAAACCACAACAACAAGCGAGAUAUCAACGUCAGGAAUUACCCAAUCCACAACCUCAGGCGAGACAUCUACGACUGGAAUUACCCAAUCCACAACAUCAGGCAAUACAUCUACGUCAGGAAUAACCCAAUCCACAACAUCAGGCGGGACAUCUACGUCAAUAAUUCCCCCAUUCACAACAGCAAGCGAGACAUCAACGUCAGGAAUUACCCAAACCACAACAGCGGGCGAGAUAUCUACGUCUGGAAUUACCCAAAGCACAACAUCAGGCGAGACAUCUUCGUCUACAAUUACCCAAACCACAGCAGCCGAUGUGAUACAUACAACUGAUAUUACCCUAACUGCAACACCAGAUGAGACGUCUCUGUCUGGAGUCGCACUAACGACGACAACAGCAGAGGGAACCUCAAUCAAAUCAACCGAUGCAAGCGCCCAGUCCUCAACGACAAUUACUGCAAUUACGUUUAUAUCUACCUUUCCAAGCGUUUCAACAACUUCAUCACAACUGUCGGCCACCGUCGUUACUCCAACAUCUAAUGCCGAGUUGUGUCAGUGUCGGUGUACAGAAACAAAUGUAACAAACGAACUGACUCUUGUAGAGUUAGUACAGAAACUCGAAUCAGAGCUUAAGUUAAAUGUUACGACUUUGUCCUCCUAUCGUCGUAAACUGACUUGUGCAUCUGACGAUAGAACAUCAGCACAGACAGUAGGUGUUUUGGGAAUUUUUCUCAUGGCCUUGGUUGGCGGAAUACGUUCCUUGGACAUUUCUAAUGAAGCAGUGGAGACGAGAUUGUUCAAACGUUUCAACAGCACAAAAUAA
Molecule: messenger RNA, 1953 nt
Organism: Mizuhopecten yessoensis (Yesso scallop)
Lineage: Eukaryota; Metazoa; Mollusca; Bivalvia; Pectinida; Pectinidae
Product: serine-rich adhesin for platelets-like
Exons: 6
Coding region: 1-1953 (650 amino acids)
Source: RefSeq, a predicted model, not a curated record